Molecule: messenger RNA, 2712 nt
Organism: Acanthosepion pharaonis
Lineage: Eukaryota; Metazoa; Mollusca; Cephalopoda; Sepiida; Sepiidae
Source: the annotation of a GenBank genome assembly
UUGUUAUAUUCUGCUUUCCAUAAACCUGCCUCCUUUCUUUCUUUCUUUCUUUCUUUCUUUCUUUCUUUCUUUCUUUCUUUCUUUCUUUCUUUCUUUCUUCCUUUCUUUCUUUCUUUCUUUCUUUUUUUCUUUCUUUCUUCCUUUCUUUCUUUCUUCCUUCCUUUCUUUCUUUCUUUCUUUCUUUCUUUCUUUCUUUCUUUCUUUCUUUCCACCCCUAUGUCUCCUUCUUUCUUUCUUUCUUUCUUUCUUUCUUUUUUCUUUCUUUCUUUCUUUUUUCUUUCUUUCUUUCUUUCUACAAGCACCCAUUUUUCCUUUUUACUUCUUAGUGUACCGUACUUUGUUAUUUUUUCUUUCUUUCUUUCUUUCUUUCUUUUUUCUUUCCCUUUUCUCCCUUCUCCUCUCUCUUUCUUUUCUCUGCUCUUCCUUUUUCUCAUAUUUUCUUUCUUUCUUUCUUUCUUUCUUUCUUUCUUUCUUUCUUUCUUUCUUUCUUUCUUUCACAUCCUCCUGUUCAGUUUUCCUUCAAUUUGUCAAAUUUCCGGGAUUUUUUUUGCUUUUUCUUCCCCACACAUUUUUCUUCCCGACAUCUUUCUCUAUAAAAUGUUCCACUGUUUUUUGCAUUUCUUUCCGCUGCUUCCUAUCAAUCCUUCUUUCUUUCUUUUUCAAUGUAUUUAUUUGUCUCUUCCCUUACUCACAGAAAUACGCUUCUUUUUUCUCUUUCAUUAUUUUGACAGUUUUCCUUUUCUUCUUCUUUCUUUUAUUAAUAGAAAUCUUAUAAAUCUGUUUUUUUUUUUGCAUUUAUGUAUUUUUUCUUCCCCCCAUUGUCUGUUCGCCCUCCUUUAUUUAUUUAUUUAUUUAUUUAUUUAUUUCUUCAUUCCUUCCUUUCUUAUUUUCUUUCUUUCUUUCUUUCUUUUCUUCUUUCUUUAUUUCUUUCUUUCCUUCUUUCUUUCUUUCUUCCUUUCUUCAUUCCUUCCUUUCUUAUUUUCUUUCUUUCUUUCUUUCUUUCCUUCUUUCUUUCUUUCUUUCUUUCCUUCUUUCUUUCUUUUCUUAUUUUCUUUCUUUCUUUCUUUCCUUCUUUCUUUCUUUCUUUCUUUCCUUCUUUCUUUCUUUCUUUCUUUCUUUCCUUCUUUCUUUCUUUCUUUCUUCAUUCCUUCCUUUCUUAUUUUCUUUCUUUCUUUCUUUCCUUCCUUCUUUCUUUCUUUCUUUCCUUCUUUCUUUCUUUCUUUCUUUCUUUCUUCAUUCCUUCCUUUCUUAUUUUCUUUCUUUCUUUCUUUUAUUUCUUUCUUUCUUUCUUUCAUUCUGUCUUUCUUUCCUUCUUUCUUUCUUUCUUUCUUUCUUUCCUUCCUUCUUUCUUUCUUUUUUUCUUUCCUUCUUUCCUUUUUUCUUCAUUCCUUGCUUUCUUAUUUUCUUUCUUUCCUUCUUUCUUUCUUUCUUUCUUUCUUUCUUUCUUUCUUUCUUUUGUUUCCUACGUUUAUUCAGUAUGGAUGCCCCUUAUUAUCUUUCUACUAUUCAUUUAUUUAUUACACGAGUCUCUUCUUCAUUUUAGGCUUUCUUUAUUUCACACAUAUAAUCUUUGACAUGUCUUUAAGUGACGCCAAAAGUGUUUACAUCUUUUGUUUUUGUUUUCCUGCGCCGAGUUUUGUCACCAUGAUUAAUUCUUCUUUCUUUCAUCACCUUUGUUUUUUUUUCUUCUUCUUUUCUAUUUCAUUCUUUUCCAUCUUUGCUUCAUUCCUUCUAUUUUCGUUCUUUCUUCUUCCUAUCUUACAUCAGUCUUUCUUCCACUAUCACUUCUAUCCCGUCUUCCCUUUUCUUCCUUCCUUCUUCAAUGUAUUCUUUUUCUUUCUCUCUUUUCUUUUAUCGUCACUUCUUUUCGUUUCGUUCUUUCUUUCGACAUAUUCUUCUUUCAUUCUUUUUUAUUUUAUCUCUUUCACUUCUGAUGUCCUUCCUUCUUAUCAUCUUCUUCUCUUCCUUACUGUGACAUUUUCCCUUUCGUUUCUCUCUUUUCUACUUUCGUUCAUUCUUUUCAUCAUCUCUCAUUUUUUCUUCCCCCUCCCAAAUUCAUACUUGAGAUCUUUCUGUCAUGUUACUUCCUUCUUUUCUAUAUCUCUACUCUGUUUAUUUCUCGCGUUCCAUACCUUACUUGUGAUUUUUCUUUCUUUCUUUCUUUCUUUCUUUCUUUCUUUCUUUCUUUCUUUCUUUCUUUCUUUCUUUCUUUCCUGUUGUUUUUUCUUCUUUUUAGUUUUCUCCUUCUUUCUAUUUUCCCUCCAGCAUACCUUACUUGUGAUUUUUCUUUCUUUCUUUCUUUCUUUCUUUCUUUCUUUCUUUCGUUCUUUCUUUCUUUCCUGUUUUUUUCUUCUUUUUAGUUUUCUCCUUCUUUCUAUUUUCCCUCCAGCAUACCUUACUUGUGAUUUUUCUUUCUUUCUUUCUUUCUUUCUUUCUUUCUUUCUUUCUUUCUUUAUUUAUUUCUUUCUUUCUUUCCUGUUCUUAACUAUUUGUGAUUUUUCUUUUUUUUUCCUGCCUUCUUUCCACCCUUCAUUUAUGUUUGUGUCUUCUUUUCUUUCUUUCUUUCUUUCUUUUUCGUUUUCCUUAAACCGCCCUACCUGCUAUGUUCUUCUUUCUUUUUUUUUCUUUCUUUCUUUCUUUCUUUCUUUCUUUCUUUCUUUUCUUUUUUCUUUAUUUCUUUCUUUCUUUCCUGUUGUUUUUUCUUCUUUUUAG